Messenger RNA from Acinonyx jubatus (cheetah), 2734 nucleotides. It is a transcript of the gene UPF3A, whose product is annotated as UPF3A regulator of nonsense mediated mRNA decay. Gene Ontology annotation, molecular function: telomeric repeat DNA binding. The record is from RefSeq and is a predicted model, not a curated record. The transcript is spliced from 12 exons. Gene Ontology annotation, cellular component: cytoplasm; nucleolus. The coding region runs from base 62 to 1732 and encodes 556 amino acids. Gene Ontology annotation, biological process: positive regulation of translation; nuclear-transcribed mRNA catabolic process, nonsense-mediated decay. NCBI's taxonomy places the organism in Eukaryota, Metazoa, Chordata, Mammalia, Carnivora, Felidae.
CCAGUUCUCGCGAGGUUUCGCCCUGGGAGGGAGGCAGAGACGGCUCCGCGGCGGGUGCGAGAUGCGCUCAGAGAAGGAGGGGGCCGGAGGCCCAGGGGCUGCCGUUGCUGCGCGGGGCCCGAGCGGGAGGGAGAAGCCGUCGGCCGUGGAAGUCCAGUUCCGCCGGGAGUCGCCGCGGCGAGAACCCGAGGCGCCACCAGCCUCGUUCUUCGUUUGCGGGGACGGCAUUUGCAAACAUCGCGAGGAGAAGAAAACGGUCCUGAGCAAGGUGGUCAUCCGGCGGCUUCCUCCCAGCCUCACCAAGGAGCAGCUGGAAGAGCAGCUACACCCACUGCCGGCACAUGAUUACUUUGAGUUCUUUACUGCCGAUUUCAGUCUUUAUCCUCAUCUCUACUCAAGAGCAUACAUUAAUUUUAGAAAUCCUGAUGACAUCCUUCUUUUUAGAGAUCGUUUUGAUGGAUAUAUCUUCAUUGACAGUAAAGGCCUAGAAUAUCCUGCAGUGGUAGAGUUUGCCCCAUUCCAGAAGAUAGCCAAAAAGAAGCUAAAGAAAAAAGAUGCCAAAACCGGAAGCAUUGAAGAUGAUCCGGAAUACAAGAAGUUUUUGGAAACUUACUGUGUGGAGGAAGAGAAAACGAAUGCCAAUCCUGAAACUCUUCUGGGAGACAUGGAGGCAAAGACAAGAGAGCUUAUUGCUAGAAGAGCCACACCUCUUUUGGAAUAUAUUAGAAAUAGAAAAUUAGAGAAGCAGAGGAUUCGAGAAGAGAAGCGAGAAGAGCGAAGGAGGAGGGAGCUGGAGAAGAAGCGCUUGCGGGAAGAAGAAAAGAGAAAAAAGAGAGACGAGGAGAGGUGUAAGAGAAAAGAAGCAGACAAACAGAAGAGAACAGCAGAGAGAGAAGUAAGGAUUAAGCUUCUUAAGAAACCAGAAAAGGGAGAGGAACCAACCACUGAGAAGCCAAAAGAAAGAGGAGAGGAAAUGGAUACUAGAGAUGGAGAACAGGAGUCCUGUCCUGGCUGUGCUGUCCGGAAGCCCAUGCCCUUGGGGAGCUCGCUGGAGGAGCCCAGGGAAAAGUCACAGAAUGAGAGCAAUGAAGAGCAAAGGGAGUUGGACCGAAGAUUCAGAGAAAAAGACCCUGAAACACAAAGAUGCCACUUGGAUGACAGUAGAAAGCAGAGAGCUCACUGUGAGUUUGACACGUUUUCGCGGAGAAAUGAGGAGGAGCUGAGAUGGGGGAAAGGAGGCCCCCCCGACAGAGGGAAGAAGGGGAGCCAGGACAGUGGCAACACUGUGGAGGCAGCAGAGCGGCCCGGGAAAGAGCGGAGGAGUGAAGGUGGCCCAGCAGCCAAAAUGGAGCGCCCAGGAAACAAGGGCAGGCAAAACCACAGGCAAGAGGAGAGCCUUCUUCACCCCUGGCUAAUCAUAUCUGUGUCACCCAGGGGUUUCUCUAGUUUCCUUAAUCUCAGGAUCGGCCGGCCUUGCAGCUGUACCAGCCAAGAGUUCGCAUCCGAGCACGAGAAGGUGGUAGGGGAACCUCUGUGGAGUGCCCUGGCAGGAACAAGGAUGAGGCUGAAGAUUCAGCACAGGGGGGUUCCCAGAAGAGCGAAGAGGCGGGGAAAGGAACCUAUCUAUAAAAUGAAGAGGCAGCCUAUGGAGAGGAAGAAGAUAUCUUCAAACAACACACCUAAUAAGGGGUUAAUAUCCAAAAUAUGGAAAGAAUUCAUAACAACUCAAUAGCAAAAAAAACCCAAAUUACCCAAUUAAAAAAGAAAAAGGAGCAAAAGACCUGAAUAGACAUUUUUCCAAAGAAGACAUCCAGAUAGCCAACAGGUGCGUGAAAAGGUGCUCAGCAUCACUCAUCACCAGGGAAAUACAAAUCAAAACCACAAUGAGAUACCACCUCACACCUGUCAGAGUGGGUAAAAUAAAAAAGACGAGAGCAAGUCUUGGCAAGGAUGUGAAGGAAAGGGAACCCUCAUGCAGCGUUGGUCGGAAUGCCAAAUGUUAGAGCCACUAUGGUUUGCCAGCGUGGAGGUUCCUCAAGAAAUUAAAAAUAUAACUACCAUAUGAUCCAUCAGUGCCACUGUGGGCAUAGAUCCAAAGGGAAUUGGAAGCACUACCUCGAAGAGAUAUCUGUUCACAUGGUUGUCACAGAUUAUUCACAGUAGCCAAGGUGUGGAAACAGCCUUAGUGUCCACUAUGGGUGAAUGGAUAAAAAAAAUGAAAUGAAUAUUAUGCAGCCUUAAAAAAGGAAACCCUGCCAUUUUCAACAACAUGGAUGAACUUGGAGAGCAUUAUACUAAGUGAAGUAAGCCAGACAGAAAAAGACAAAUACUGCCUGCUAUCCCUUAUAUAUGUACAGCCUAAAAAAAAAAAAAGUCAAACUCAUAGAAACAGAGUAAAAUGGUGGCUGCCAGGGACUAGGGCAUGAGGGAAAUAGGGAGAGGUUAGUGAAGUUCUGUUAUUCAGUUAUAAGAUUAAUAGGUCAAGGGUCUAAUGUAUAACAUAGUGACAGUAGUUAAUACUGUAUUGUAUAACUGGAAUUUGCUAAGACAGAAUUUUCUCACCAAAAAGAAGUAAAUAUGUGAGGUGCUAUUUAUUACUCAGUGUGAAUCCUUUCAUAAUGUAUGCAUUUUACCAAUCGGUAUGUUGUAUGCUUUAAAUAUAUAUUAUAAAUUUACUUGUCAAUUAUACCUCCAUGAGGCUGGAAAAUAAGUAAAUCAAAAGUAGCUACAUCCU